This is a messenger RNA of Onychostoma macrolepis, 5625 nucleotides long. RefSeq names its product TOG array regulator of axonemal microtubules protein 1. The record is from RefSeq and is a predicted model, not a curated record. The coding region runs from base 688 to 4920 and encodes 1410 amino acids. The transcript is spliced from 23 exons. Gene Ontology annotation, molecular function: microtubule binding. Gene Ontology annotation, biological process: microtubule cytoskeleton organization. Gene Ontology annotation, cellular component: cytoplasmic microtubule; cilium. Lineage: Eukaryota; Metazoa; Chordata; Actinopteri; Cypriniformes; Cyprinidae.
GAUUACAUUAUUAUGCGCAUUCAUUAGCGGUGAAAAAUAAUAACAAUAAUCGAAAUAUUAAGCCUUUGAAUCUUUGUUUGUUUUUAAAUUACCUUUUUUUUAUUUUUACUCUUGAUGAAGCCGAAAUAACAAGACUUUUUCCGAAAGAAAGAACUUUGUUUUAUUUGUUUUCCACGCACCGUGUUAGUUUUGCACCAGAAUAACUCUAAAACUACUGUGUAAAUAUUUAAAGCCGAGAAAUGUUUAUUUAAAGAAAAAGAAAAAAGCAUUGCUGUCUCUGUCUGUUCGCAUGCAAAUGUGUCCGUUGCUCUCACGAACUACACCUCCCACAAUGCACCGCGCCCGCCAGCUAGUGUGGGGUCAGAGGGCGCGUCGCCAUGGCAGCGGCUGGUUGUGACAUCAGCGCCAUUUUGCCUGAGUGUUGUGAUGGAAGCAGCGAGAAAAUCAGAAUCCGACAGAAAAGCACCGAAAUUCAGAAGCGAAGCAGACAAAUUCAGACCAGAGGGAGCCGAUUCGGCGAAUCAGACUGAAUCGCGUCGAGAAUCGAACCGAAUCAGGACGGGCGUCGUUCAGAGUCGGAGCGAUCUGCGAUAAAAGGUGUGUCGUCGCAUCAUGUGACGCUUCCCGUCCCUCAUCACCAUGACCAAUUCCCGUGCGUCCCUGGCUCCGUCUGGACUCUGAUCAUCCAUGAUGAUUUAUGGGCUGAUUCCUCAGGAGUUACACGCGCAGCUCCUGGACCACCAGAACUAUCAGAACCGGACCAGCGGCGUGGAGAAGCUGAAGAACAUCCUCCUGGAGCUGGAUCUCCAGCAGGUCUCCUCCGGCAGCAUCGUGGAGUUCAUCCAGUUCUUACGCAAGCUCCUGGACGACAGCAACUUCAAGGUGUUGUACGGCGCGCUGCAGCUCAUCAACCUGCUCAUCGAGAAGCUGGACUGCGAUGUGGAGCGCUAUUAUAAGGAGAUCGUGGGCGUGACGGUGCGAGCGCUGGGCGACUCGCGAAACGUCACGCGGCACGAGUACAUGAACGUCUUCAGGCAGCUGAUGAGGAUGGUGGGGCCGCAGAAGGUUCUGGAUCUGGUGGUGGCUCAGCUCAAGCACAGGAACUCCAGGGUUCGAGAGGACGCCGUCAACAUCAUCACGGCUGCCAUGCUAAUGCAUCCGCGCAAGGACUUCGACAUCCCCGGCCUGUGUGCGGAAGCGGCGCCGGCGCUCGCCGACAGCAAGAAGAAGGUGCGUCACGCGGCUCUGGAGCUCUUCGCCGUCUUCGACUACUGUCUGGACACGGGUAAGAAGCAGCCGCUCACGAAGGCCGUGGAUCGAGUGGAGCUCGCCGGAGACGCCGAGGGCCUGAUGGCCGCUGUACAGGCGCGGAGAGCACGGCACAUUCUCCCUCGGCUCUCCGCCGACGGCACCGUCGAGUACGCGCUCGUGCUUCCCAAACCGGGACAGAGACGGACGCCUCAGCUGGGCUCCGGGGCCGAUCUGGACUGGGUUCUGAACGGAGGCCGGGUUCACAGCUCUCGCUCAGACGUGGAUCUGACGGAUAACACGCCUCAGCAGAGGAGGAUGGUGAGCGCCGGGAAAGGGAAGAACAAACUGCCCUGGGAGAGAUCGGCCCUCUCUGUGGAGCUUCAGACCAAUGGAAAGUCACCUGAUCAGCAGGUUGGCAGUGAAGAUGCGUCCUCGUCCAUGAGACUCCGUCAGGACGCUGGAGCCAAAUACAGUCCAUCAGAACCGUUCCUGUCUCCAGGCCGGACCCGCAGGUCUCUGGGUCGACUGCGCCGCAGCGGGAGUUUGGACUCGGAUCCAGACAUUUUCAAAGCGGCCAAUCUCUCCGAGUCUGAGAAAGGUUUGCCCAAGACGAGUCGUUUUCUGUCGGGCAGCGUUGAGCGAACGUUCUCCCUCCCGACUAACUCCACACCUCCGGGCUCGUUUCUGCUGCCCUCGUACCCGCUGACCGCGCUAACAGGGAGUCUGCUGACCCCGACCUUACCCCGCCGAAACCACGCUGACCCCUCGCUGUCCAUGUCCAACACGUGGCCCAACAAACGUGACAUCAGCCCUCACCGCUCUGGUGAGGUGAGCUCCAGAAAACGCUCUCCGCUGCCUCCUCGAGCUGUUCGGGCCUCAUCCAUCCGUCAGAGCCCAAACACCGGCAGACCCUCGUCGCAGGACAAACACAUGGACAGAAACCUGCACCUGGAUCUGUCGGUCAGCAGCGGCGCAGGAGAGCCGGAGGACGAGCCGCUGGACCGCGAGGAGAUGCUGAACUCCUUGCGCUCGUUGAGGAACAGCGCUGCUAAGAAACGGGCCAAAGUCAGCGUGAGCAGCUCUGAGCCGGAUCCAGACAGUCCGGACUCGGCGGUGAAGCUGGAGCUGGUUCCUGAUUCUCCGGAGCAGACGUCUCCAUCCGUCACCAGCCCUCUGAGCGAGAGCGGCCUGAGCAGCCUGUACUCGCCCCCGUCACCCAAUGGCACCAAGAGCAGCCCUGUGAGCUCUGCUGUGAAACCUCAAGUGUCAUCAGGAAGACACGUCACAGCAGACGUCAGCGCUCAAGGUGUGACGCAGCAGGAGAAGAGUCUGUCUGAUGGGAAUGUGAGUGUGGUUGGUCAGAGACUCGUUUACUCAAACAGAUCGUUAGAUCCAGACGAGGAGAAGCCCAGCGACAUGACAUCAUCAUCAUCGUCCUCAUCGCCGCAGAUCAGAGCCGCCGGCCGCGAGCCGCUCCGCGCUCUCAGACCCGCUAAAGGAUCUCAGCAGCGUGUGUCUAAGUCGUGCGCUCGUGACAUGUCGGAGGGCGUGAUCGGACGAGGAGUGUUCGGUUCGAUUGUUCUGCCCAGUCGUCUCAGUGUGACGUCUUCUCCAGAGCAGGGCGACUCGGUCGGUAAAAGCAUCCAUGAGCCUCCGUCGGCUGUGUACGGACAUGCCUUCACCAGCGCACUCGUCGAGUCUGACGCCAGUCCAGAACCGGAGGAGCUGCCGGUCACUCAGGAGAGAGUCAGACUCUCCAAGUUUGCGAGUGACAAGAUGCAUCAGCGGCGUCUAGAGCAGCAGGACACGCCCUCCGCUCAGGACCCAAUGAGACGCCGCGUGCUCAUCGACGAUGUGAAAGGCGUGAGUCUAAAUGGAUGUGAGUCGCUCUCUGAUGAAUCUCCCUCCAGCCCGACUGGACCACAGAAUCCAGUGAAAUGCCUAAGCCCCGCCCAUCAGCCCGCCCCCCCAACCAGCCCGCCCAAUAGGAACGCAGCGCCACGACUGAGACGAGUGUCUAGUCUGAACCGGACCAGACCGUCUGCGUCACACGGCUCCGAUGAGUUGAUUACAGGGAGUCCGAAGAAAGAGGGUCAGGAUCAGGCAGACCUGCGGCCGUUCUCUAAACCGGAGCUGGCGCUGACGCAGAGCUUCAGACUGAUCUCCUCAGACGACUGGGAGAAGAAGAUCGAGGGGUUGAACUUCCUGCGUAGUUUGGCUCAGUAUCAUCCUGACGUCCUCAUGAGCAGGAUUCAUGACGUGUGUCUCGCUCUCAUUCAGGAGGCUCGUAACCUGCGCUCCAGCGUGUCUCGCGUGGCUGUGGUGACGCUGGGCGAGAUGUUCGUGGCGCUGCAGAAGGGAAUGGAUCAGGAACUGGACGGGACGGUCAGAGCUCUGCUGCAUAAAGCCGGAGAAUCCAAUGCCUUCAUCAGACUGGACGUGGAGCGAGCGCUUGACAGCAUGGUGCAUCACUGCACACUCACACGCAGCAUGAGCGCGCUGCUCGCCGGAGGAAUCGGUCAUCUGAACUCAGUAGUGCGUAAGUGUGCGGCUCAGCAUCUCAGCGCUCUGGUGGAGCGGGCCGGAGCCGCCCGUCUGCUGUCCGGUGCUAAAGAUCUGACCGACCGAAUCCUGCCGGCCGUCUGUAAGCUGGUGCAGGACUCGUCUCAGGAGGCCAGGUACUUUGGUCGACGGAUGCUGCUUUUUUUGUCCUCUCACCGUGACUUUGAUAAAAUGCUGGAGAAGUUCGUCCCUGCUAAAGACCUGCCGACUAUAAGAGACACCGUCUUCUCUCUCCAAACCAAGGGUUUGGGGGAGAUGCCUCAGGACGCUCCAUCGGCACGGGGCCGGCGCUCUCUCCCGGGCAGCGGGCUGGUGCGCACCUCGUCCCUCACGCGUGAGCCUCUGAGUGGCAGCAGGGAUUGUGGGCAGGCGGUGAGUAAAGCGGCCGUGCACAGCCUGGCGGACCGGAGCGAGUACGUCAAACAGAUGAAGACGCUGCUCAACUCCAAAGACUUCAGGGAGAGAAUCAAGGCCAUCGAUCAGCUGGUGUGUGACUGCGAGGAGAACCCGGCUCUGGUCAUCAGCAGCCUGUUCCCGGUGUUUGACGCUCUGAAGGCGCGUCUGCAGGAGUCCAACAGUAAGGUGAACCUGCGGGCUCUGGAGGCUCUUCAGACCAUCGUGGCUCUGCUCAGAGACAGUCUGGCUCCAGUGCUCAACCUCCUGAUCCCCGCCGUCGUGGACAAUCACCUCAACUCCAAGAACAGCAGCAUCUCCACGGCGGCGCUGGGGGCCGUUCAGGCUCUGAUGCACAACAUCGACAACAGCCUCCUGCUGCAGCCCUUCUGCUCCAAAGCCCAGUAUCUGAGCGGGAAAGCCAAGCUGGACCUCAUCGAGAGAGUCGCAGAGCUGGUGACGGAGCUUUACCCGCGCAAACCGCAGCUGGUGGAGCAGAAGGUCCUGCCGCUCUUCUGGACCCUGCUCAGCUCGUCCGGUAACGGAGGAAACGUCCGGGCGGCCGCGGCCAAGCUGGCAGAAGCGCUGCAUGCACACAUGGGCCGGACGCUGCUGGAGAACGCCGCCGCAUCGCAGCCCGCAAACGUGCAGAGCGACCUGAGCGAGCUUCUGAGAGCCGCUCAAUCCUCCUGGACACAGACUGACCAUCUCUAACACACGUGUGAAUAAACACCCGCUUUCUCAGUCUGACCAUCUGACGCUUUGCACUUUCAUGGAGACUCCACACUACAGAACAUGACCUUUAAAUGCACAAUCACUCCGAUGUUGUUUUGUACCGUGUGCUCUGAUCAUUUCUACCAGACACGUGUGUGUGUGUGUGUGUGUGUGUGUGUGCAGAUUUACACCAGACUUUUGUACUGUAUAAUAGCGCAGUAUUAGCUGUACGGAUGCUGUGUGUCGCUGCUGUACGGUAUAUAUAUAUAUAUAUAUAUAUAUAUAUAAAUACUUAAUUAUGGCCUGUUUUAAGUGCGACCCGUCCUAGGUUAUUUGCAUGACCAAAUUUAUUGUUGGGUUUUUAAAAGCAAAAGAGGAAAAUCCUCAUUUGGACCAGGAAGGAUGCCGGUGUCCGCUCUGGGUGUGUUUCGGUGAGCUCAUGUCCAGAUGUAGUUCUCAGUUUAGUGCCAGUCAUUCCAGAACAGCCUUGAUGAGAUUUCACAUUAAAUUAUAUCAGAGAGACAGAGAUUUAUCUAUAUAAUAAAGUGUACUAUUUCUGUAAACACGUGUUCUGUGAUUGUUCACACUAUCUUCAUUAGUUUUCCUGUUAGAUCUUCAUAGUUUGUUUAUGUGAAAGAAUAAUUCACUUUCUGAUUUAAGGUCAUUUAUUGCUUCUGCUUUUGCCGGUGUUUUCACAUUAUUCUU